UUGGAAGAGCAGUUGCUUUCUCAGUCGAGAGAAGUCAAAGAGAGAAGGUUGAAUAAGACUUUCUCCAGAUUUUUACCUAUUUUUCCUGCUUAUAACUGGAAAUCCUUCCCCCCAACAUUUCCCAAUUGAAAAAAGACUAUUGAAGAGAAACCCGAGAAAGGGUCACCAUUUAGUGCCCAACAGAUCCAGCACCAUGUGUAACCGAUUUGUGGGAACCUGGAAACUGGUCUCCAGUGAAAACUUCGAGGAUUACAUGAAAGCUCUGGGGGUGGGUUUAGCCACCAGAAAACUGGGAAAUUUGGCCAAACCCAGUGUGAUCAUCAGGAUGAAGGGUGAUAUUAUCACCAUCCGAACUGAGAGUACUUUUAAAACCACAGAAAUUUCCUUUAAGCUGGGUCACCAAUUUGAAGAAACCACAGCAGAUAACAGGAAAACAAAGACAAUUAUAACCUUAGACAGAGGAGCACUGAAUCAGGUUCAGAAAUGGGAUGGCAAAGAGACUACAAUAAAGAGAAAGUUGGUGGAUGGAAAAAUGGUGGUGGAAUGCAGGAUGAAAGGAGUUGUUUGCACUAGAAUCUAUGAGAAAGCAUGAGGACAUUCCAUAUCCUCUCAGAUGGAAGUCAACAUGGAAAAUCAGGCAGGAUCAAUCCUCCAAGUCUGCUGCUGCUGCUUUUUUGCUCUUCUCAUUCACAUCUAUCAGGAAAAAGACUAAACUAUGGAAAUAUAUUUAAAAGCUGGAUUGUAACUAAUUUAAACUGCCAUGGUCACCAAGAUCAAAGCAACACAUUAUGUCUAUAUCUUCAUUGCAUUUAAUCAGGAAGCACUAGUUUGGCUCAAAGAAUUUAGUAUAUCACUUAAUAUACUUGGAAAGUCUUACUCUUAUCUGUGAUCUCUGUGAUAGAUUGAAAAUGAUGCCAAUAAUCAAGUUGCAAAUUAAAUUAUAGCUGUUAAGAUCAAGCAGUUGGUUUGAAGACUAGGUACCAUUAUAGAUUCAAGUUCCUCUUAUGAAGCUUCAAAGAACAAUCUUAGUUUUCGAAUCUCAAAAAAAAGGCAGUCUAUAUUACAAAAAACAGUUUAGAUAGCAUAUAAAUGUGGUUCCAUCACAGAAUUAAAAAUAUGCAAUUUGUCUCUGGCCAUGGAGAUUGUAAGUUUUUGUCACCUAAACAAGUGAACUUUAUUGCAGUAAAUAGUUCUCCAGUACAAUGAAAUUAUAAUAUAAUUAAUAGUAUUUAAUUAAUCUGAAUUUUAGCUUCCUUGACCAACCAACUUAUGUUGGGAAACUUGAAUAAGUUCAUUAGAAUUCAGAAAGUCUUUAACAAAGAAUUAAAACCUUCCGAAAUACUGUUAUUUCAUUAUUGUGAUUGCUCUCUUUAGCAAUGGAGUCUUACAGUACCCUCCAGCCUUAGUAGUUGAUUUAGCAGCUUCUUUGGUCAAUGAACUCAUUGGCUGGUCCCCAACCUUUUCAUUUUGGAUAUCUCAAAUCUAAAGCAGGUUGGUUCUCCAGAAGAUAGACACACGUAGCCCACUCAUAGCCUUGCAACCUCUUAGAAUUCAGACCUUGUGUUUUGAGAAACCAAGUUGACCUCUUUAAUGGAGGAAUAAAAUAUACAGUCUCUUCUCCCCUCUCCAAGAUUGCUUCAGUUAAAGAUCUUAGCUGACCCUUAUAAACAGGUUCCUUGUCAUGUCUUAGUUUUAUAUGCAGAUAGGCAAUUUUUACUUUCUCAUUUAUUUUCCCCUCCAGUCCUAUUCUCUGCAAUGCAUUUCUCCUUUCUAAGCAAUAAUAGUCACUUUCAAAAGCUUGCUAUCUUGUUCUUCUUUGACCACAAAAAAGAGGAACAGAGGGCCUACCCUUGAGGCCCUAAGGGAUUAACCCCCAUAUCUAAUCAGAACUACCUAUCCAUGGAUUAAAAAAUUUUUUUUCAGAAUUCUGUGGCCGUUGUUUUCAGCUACCACUGGGACAUUAGGCCAAGAAUGUGGCGUCACUAACCUUAUUUGGUUUUAGUUUCUAUCAAAAUAAGCUCAUUAAAGGGAGAGAAUGAAAAAUGACACUGCCAUUUUCAGAGGCUGAUGGGUAAUCAUUAUUUCCUACUUUAGGAAUUCUGUUCCUUAAUAAAAUUCAUUGCUCUUUUAUGGAUUCUUUUGGCUCAUGUACUCAACAUAAAAGUCAUAGGAAAUCCUCCACUUUUUUUCCCCUUCAGAACAGGAAAAUGAAACAGCACAGAUUAUGAGGGUCAGAAAAAGUCACCGAGACAGGUGAAACAUCUUGUUCUUUAAGAAAAGAGAUUUUUUUUAGGAAGGUGGGAAUGAAGAAUGGAAGAAAGGAAGCAAGGAAGGAAAGAAAAGAGGAGGGAGAAAAAUGGCUCAAUUUCAGCAAAAAUAUCCAUACAUGCAUGUGCACACACACACAUACAAAAGAGACAUUUAGAUAUUUGUUCACUAUAGAUAUAAAACAGGAGAAAAAGAAAUUGAAAAUAACAUGUUCUAGGAUGAUUUUUUAGUAAAAAUUUCACAAAUGUUAUUGAAAUUUGAAUUUUCCUCUGACAUCUUUACUUUAAACUCCCUAAUGUCCAGUGGUGACCAUGAUGACAAAGAUAAUAACUUUUGGCAUACUUAAUUUCAUUCGAUCUAUAUAAGAACCUGUGAAAUUCUGGAAUUAUUAUUUUUCCAUUUUAAAUAUAGGGAAGAUUUGAAGAGUUUAAGUGGAUUGCCCACAUCAAAACAACUAGUAAGGAGUGUACUCAGGAUUAGAACCCAGUUUUAAGUCUAAGUUCUAAGUCUAAGAAUUUGUUUCAUUAAUUGAAGCCAAUCGUCUGAUCAGAACUCAGACUGAGGAACAAGUCCCAAGAUCUCAGCACUGAUAACUUCUAAAAAGUAGAGAUCAGGAUAAUAAUGACAGCUAUCAUUUACACUCUAGAGAGUUUUAAGGUUUGCAAAGUACAUUACAUAUAAUCCUCAUCAUAAGUCUUAUGAAGUAGAUGCUAUUAAGCCCAUUCACCAGAUAAGGAAAACUGGGGCUGAGAGAGAUGGAUGAACUAUGGAGGAAUUCUACCUACAAAAGAUCAAAGUAAGGAUUCAAUCCAAAGUCACUCCUAAAUCUGCUUUCAGUAUUCUUCACAUUGUAAUCCAACUGUCCUUCCAAGAUAAGAAGAAAAGAUGUCACAAGAACACAGCUAUUAAAAACAGCUAACAUUUAUACAGCACUUUAAAUUUUGCAAAAACAACAACAAACCUUUUCAUAGAUUAUCUCAUUUGAUUCUCUCAACAACCAGUUGAGAAUUAUCUCCAUUUUACAGAUUAGGAAACCGAGUCUGAGAGAGAUAAUUUGACUUGUUCAGAGCCUCAUAGCUAGUAAGUGUCAAAAGAGGAAUUUCAACCAAGUUUUGUCUGACUCUGAGUCCACUGAUCUAUCCACUCUGCCAAACUGCCUCCUAGAAACAUAGUUUUAGACCUGGAAGGAUCUUUGGAGAAUAUCUAGUCUAACUCCCAUGUUAUGGAUAGAGAAACUUGAAACCCAAGGAGGUUAAGUGACCUUUCCAAGAUAAGUCAAGUAAAAGCAUCACAAGAAGGAUUUUAGACUUGUGCUGGAUAGUCUAAAACUUUAAUUCUAGAGUUUAUUUAUUUAACAGCCAGCCAUCGCUGUUAUCAUAACAGCCAUCCUAAUUUUCCCUUGUUAUGUUGCUAAUCACAGAAUUUUAUAGCUGGAUACUGAAUGAAAUGCAAAAUUUUUAGUUCUCAAAUUUCUAGGUUGGAAUUCUGGAAAUAUUUGUAAUUUGGUGAAUGUAGCACAAUUUUGCUUUAUGUGAAAUAAAUAAGUAUGGGAAUCUCAAUUUAUAGAUCAUUGCAUAAUCUAUAUCCUUUCAUUUUAUGAAUGAAGAAACUGAGGUCUAGGGAAGGACCCAAAGUUCCUAAUCUAGUUGGUGGUAUGUUAGGAAUUAGAACAAAGGUCUCAACUCCCAACCUUUUUUGCUCUCUUCAACAUGCUCUACACACCCUAAACUUUAUUAAGGAGGAUCCCACCCUUCCUUGUAAUAACUGUUGUUUUUUAUUUGAGGAUCACUUAAUUUUAUUAUUUCAAAAAGUUCUUUGCUACUAACAUGAUUAGUAUGAUUUCCUCUGGCCAGAAGCCUUCUUGCAUCAAAAAAAUUGUGAUGAGGGUCAUGAUCAGUGUCAUUUUCUUCCUUGUGGUCAACUAAUGAGAGGUCAUCUGAGUAAAAAGGAACCGAGUGUUCUUGUCCUGAAAUCAAAUGUCAGUGCCACCAGAAGCACCUAGCCCUAGCCAGGAGCAGAGAUGCAAUCAGGGCUCUGUUAGGGAAGUAGCUCAUUACUACAUAUCCUUACUGUUUCUAUGACAGGCAUCAAAAUUGGCUGCUAGCCAUAGCCCAACAGAUGGGGAAAUGAGGUUUUAAAAAUAACAAAAUGUAGACUAAUAGGGAAAAUGAAAUUCAAAAAUAUAAAUUCUACCAAAGCCAGGCCUACCAUAAAUUAUACUAAUGUUGGAUUUGGAAAAUCAAAUAAAAUAGUUUUGUAAUUUUAGGAUAAGACUCAUAUUCGGGUGUCUCUUUCCCAUACUGUUCAUUUUAAAAACUAAACAAACAAAAAUGUACUUACGAGAGAGAAUGACUUAGAAAAUCAGCCCUGAAAUACAAAAUUUUCAGUUCUUAAAUUUCUAGUUUGGAAUUCUGGAAAUAUUUAUAAUUUGGUGAAUGUGGCACAAUUUUGCUUUAUGUGAAGUGACUAGGGAUGGGAAUCUCAACUUGGGGUACACAUACAAUUAGAAGGAAAUAAAAGUUUGUCAGGAAACUAUGGACAAGUUUGUCAGGCCAACUAUGGGCGAUUAAAAACAAAAACUAUAUUGUUGGGGGCAGCUGGGUAGCUCAAUGGAUUGAGAACUAGGCCUAGAUAUGGGAGGUACUAAGUUCAAAUCUGGCCUCUGUGGAAAGGAAACUAGAAAUAAGUUCUGAACAUUCUGUCACUGUGUUGAAAUAAGCAACAGUGGGAAUAUCAAGAGAGAAGAAAUUGUCAAGACUGACAGUUGGUGGGGGAAGGUGCAAAUGGGAGUGGCAGUUGGGUCUUAUGACUAGCACUUCCUGCCUGCCAGGGAGGACUUCCUUUCUGGUGUUGGAAGUGGGAGGAGGUUGUGCAUCCCAGUUUGGAGUGGAGUACCUCUACUUACUCCAGCCCGAAGAUUUAGGCCCAAUCAUCUCUGAAGAUUAGAACUGUUCUUGUUGCUUUCUGUCUACUGCUAAGAUUCUGAAAUUGACAAAACUAGUACAGAGGAUGGGAGUGGGAGAAACCCUCCACCAGCCUGUGAGGCCUGGCCUUAGCUCCAAGCUGAGGAAGACUCCAACCUUAUUUAGGGACAUCCCUCACCCCUCUUUCUUGAUACCUCUAAAAUCCAAACUGGUUAUUAAACUUUAUCUUAUUUGAAUUCU
This is a messenger RNA of Monodelphis domestica (gray short-tailed opossum), 5432 nucleotides long. RefSeq names its product myelin P2 protein. Gene Ontology annotation, molecular function: lipid binding. The record is from RefSeq and is a predicted model, not a curated record. NCBI's taxonomy places the organism in Eukaryota, Metazoa, Chordata, Mammalia, Didelphimorphia, Didelphidae. Gene Ontology annotation, biological process: membrane organization. Gene Ontology annotation, cellular component: myelin sheath.